Messenger RNA from Globicephala melas (long-finned pilot whale), 2713 nucleotides. It is a transcript of the gene MARCHF4, whose product is annotated as membrane associated ring-CH-type finger 4. The record is from RefSeq and is a predicted model, not a curated record. Gene Ontology annotation, molecular function: ubiquitin-protein transferase activity; zinc ion binding. Gene Ontology annotation, biological process: protein ubiquitination. Lineage: Eukaryota; Metazoa; Chordata; Mammalia; Artiodactyla; Delphinidae. Gene Ontology annotation, cellular component: Golgi stack; trans-Golgi network.
AUCAUGAGGCCGGGAGUCUUGGCCGCGUCGGACGGCGAGCGGCAGCCAGAGGACGAGCCCGAGCAGCCCCCGCCCCGGAGACACCCGCACGCCGACAAGCGGUCGCCGCCGCAGCAGCAUCGGCGGCCUCGGGCGGACCCGGAGCCAGAGAAGCAGGGCGACAGCGGCCCCGAGGAGGCCCCCGAGGAGAAGGCGAGGCCACCCACCCGCCCGGACCUGCCCUUAUCCCGGCCCUUGCCCCUCGCCCAGAGGGACAUUUGCUGGCGCCACGGGAAGGGGGCCGAGGAUUUACAGACUGCCGCAGGGGCGGGCGGGGGGCUGAGACCAUGUAAUUACUCCUUCCUCUAGUCCCCUCCCACAAGCCCCUAUUCUCUACCCCGUAUCUCUACUCCGCUCUCUGCCUCCCACCCCCCAAGCACACACCCUUCUUCUAGCCAGGAUCUUAAAGCUCAGGAAGGAGGUAGCUCUGCAAGGGUUAAACGGCCUUUUCGGUUUUUCCCUUUCUUUCCCCGCCCCCCGCCCCCCGCCCUCCAGUCCCUGAUUUUCCCACCUCUGUUCUCCUAAUUGGCUUUCCCCUCUUCUGUGCAGCCCUUUGGCUGCAGAGGCAAAGCACAAGCCCCUUGCCCAGUUGCACCUGAAUCCCUUCCCUACCCCCACCGCUGCUCUCUUAAAAGUAACUCUGGUGCUUCUGGGGGUUAAUUGCCCCAGUUUUCUGCCCAGGAGAAUUAAAAGUUCUCCCAACCUCCUCUCUUCCCCACCUUACCUCCCUCAGCCCCUCACCACCAACCUCCCGUUACACCUGAGGAAAACUACCUUUUCUCUCUAGCACAUGCAGUCUUCAAUUCUUCACUGAGCUAGCUUGCCCUAAGCCCAGCUUAGUCCACUCCAAAUUUUAUUGAUAACCUUCCCCACCCUUUUAUGUGAAAGAAAAGAUUUCCCACUGCCUAGGCAUUUGAGAAAAACCCAAUAAGCCUCUCCUGGGGAACUUUCUAACAAUUAGACCUUGAUCUCAAGGCCCUGACAACCCACCCUCAACAUUUUUUUUUCUACCCCCCCUGCCCCUACCAGUGCCACCAGGUCAAAAGCAAAAAGGAGACACUCUGAGCAAAGCUUAAGGUUGGGGUAGAGGUGGAGGGGCAAGAAAACUUUUGCUGUUGUUGGGCUUUCCAGGUAGAGUUCAGAGGCAGUGGCUCGCAGUCGUCAGUCCUGGGGGCAAUUUAUUUGCUACGUGGAAGGGAGGUAACAGGAGCCAGUGCGAACGAAGCCUCCCCCCAUCACACAGACACACCGUGGACCCCCUCAAACGAUCCCAUCCUCUGCAAAGACUCCGCCUGCCCCUACCGGUCUCUCUGCUUCCACCGGGCACAUGCUGAUGCCCCAGAGCGGGCUGCCCUGGUGGUGGUGGUGGUACUGCUGUGCCUGGUACCGCUGUGGACUGUGCCUCCCAGCCCCCCAGAUGCUGCGCCACCAGGGUCUCCUCAAGUGCCGCUGUCGCAUGCUCUUCAAUGACCUGAAGGUUCUCCUCCUGCGGCGCCCCCCUCCAGCGCCCCUGCCCAUGCACGGCGAACCCCAGCCCCCCGGCGUGGCAGCCAACAACACCCUUCCGGCUCUGGGUGCCGGGGGGCGGGCAGGCUGGAGGGGGCCUCGAGAAGGCGUGGGCAGGGAGACCCCUCCCCUGCCACCUUCAGCGGAAGAUGACUGGGGUGGCCCAGCCGCAGAGCCACCUGCCUUGCUGCUCAGCAGUGCCUCUUCAGAUGACUUCUGUAAGGGGAAGGCUGAGGAUCGCUACUCACUGGGCAGCAGCCUGGACAGUGGCAUGAGAACCCCGCUCUGCCGCAUCUGCUUCCAGGGGCCGGAACAGGGGGAGCUGCUGAGCCCGUGCCGCUGCGACGGCUCGGUCAAGUGCACGCACCAGCCUUGCCUCAUCAAGUGGAUCAGCGAGCGGGGCUGCUGGAGCUGCGAGCUGUGCUACUACAAGUACCACGUCAUCGCCAUCAGCACAAAGAACCCUCUGCAGUGGCAGGCCAUCUCUCUGACAGUCAUUGAGAAGGUUCAGAUCGCAGCUGCCAUCCUGGGUUCCCUCUUCCUCAUCGCCAGUAUCUCUUGGCUCAUCUGGUCGACCUUCAGCCCCUCAGCAAAAUGGCAGCGCCAAGACCUCCUCUUCCAGAUCUGCUACGGGAUGUAUGGAUUCAUGGAUGUGGUGUGCAUAGGCCUCAUCAUCCACGAGGGGCCCUCCGUGUACCGCAUCUUUAAACGGUGGCAGGCUGUCAACCAGCAAUGGAAAGUGCUGAACUACGACAAGACGAAAGACCUGGAGGAUCAAAAGGCAGGAGGCAGGACCAACGCCCGGAUGUCCUCGUCCACCCAGGCCAACGCGCCCCCUGCCGGAGAGGAGGCUGCGGGCACCCCUGCCCCUGAGGAAGGCCCCGCCCGGGCGGCCGGCCACCCCUCAGGCCCUCUGUCCGAUCACCACUGUGCUUACACCAUCCUGCACAUCUUGAGUCACUUAAGACCUCAUGAACAGCGGACCCCCCAGGGCGGCAGCCGAGAGCUGGUCAUGAGGGUCACGACGGUGUGAGAGGAGAGACCUGGGAGGGAGCUGUGACCACACACGCACGCACAAGAGCGAGGAGAGCAGGGGCCGGGGAGGGCCGCCCCUGACAGGACGCCAUCUGGGGAGCAGGUGUGGGGAGGCAUGGAGGCACCCCAGGGG